This is a messenger RNA of Populus euphratica (Euphrates poplar), 3349 nucleotides long. Its product is annotated as myosin-9-like. The coding region runs from base 220 to 3066 and encodes 948 amino acids. The transcript has 4 exons. Gene Ontology annotation, molecular function: myosin binding. Lineage: Eukaryota; Viridiplantae; Streptophyta; Magnoliopsida; Malpighiales; Salicaceae. The record is from RefSeq and is a predicted model, not a curated record.
GGAAACAUGUCCACGACGUUCUUGGAGCACUGAGUUUGCAUUUACUUGUAAUGAUUUUCUAGUUAUCUUCUGAGGCGGAGUUUCAGGUCUCCAAUAUUCUUCAGGUUUAUUACAGUGUUGAAUCUUGCUCCGGAUUGUUGAACAUUUCAGGAGGGUUGGAGUUUCUAUUCCUUCGAUUAAUCAAUAUCCCAUUCUGAAAUUUUUUAAUCCUGCUGGAGCAUGGCUGCCAGUGGGGUUUCGUCUAUUCAAUCAAAGAAAAAGUCCUGGAGUAUCAGCACUGCUUUGGCAUCUGCUGUUUUGGAAUGGUUGCUAAUGUGUAUGCUCUUCACCAAUGCUAUUUUCUCAUAUUUAAUUACAAGAUUUGCAUGUCAUUGGGAAUUGCAAACCCCAUGUUUGCUAUGCUCAAGACUGGAUCAUAUUCUGGGCUCUAGAAAGUUGAGAUAUUAUUGGGAUUUGAUCUGUGGCAAUCAUAAGUUGGAGGUCUCAUCCCUGGUUUUCUGUCAUGCUCACAACAAUCUCGUCGAUGUCCAUGGAAUGUGUGAAAAUUGCCUUUUCUCAUUUGCCACCACCAAUAAGUCCAAUGCUGAAACAUAUAGAUUGUUGGUUGGGAAGUUGGGGGAGGAUUCUAGCUUUGGUUUAGAUGAGGACCCGCUACUUGAUGAGCAUAGUUCAGUUGCGAGACUAUGUUCUUGUUGCAAUGAACCAUGGAUUCCGAGAGGAUAUUUCCGAAACUUGAUGCGGGCUGCAUCUGUUGGUUCUGGGGCUGCUAACCUUGAUGUCCCUUUGCCGGGUACCAUUAAACAUGAUUGCAGUAACAUAAAGAAAAGUAAAAGAUCUACAUCCAUCAGAAGCACCCGCCGGAAAACUAGUGGGUUUGAUCCUUUAUCUCAUGUAGGUUACACUGAACUCAAGUUCGUUUCUGAUACUGAAUCUGAAGUCAUGUAUUUUUCUGAUGAUGGUGGUGCAAAUGCUGCAACUCGCAAAGGUAUUUCAGUUGGAUACGUGCAGCCAGAGCCUCGCACUAUCAUUUUAGUCGAUGAUUCUGCCUCAGAGAAACUGAUUGAUCCGGUCUCUGCACCUGAGCCAUCAAUUUUGACCUCGAAGGUGCUAUCAGAUGUUAUCCAGUCCCACAACGUUACAGCAACGGCAUCUGCAUUUCCUAUUGGGCAUGAUUUGGAAGAGCUUAAAUGGCAACAAGCUGAUUGGAAGGCUAAUUCCUUUGCACUUCCUGAGUUCAUUUCCCAUGAUAAACUUCCUCCACCAUCAAUUUCCAGAGACAGCCCUCGAAAACCGUCAAAAGGAAGAAAGCAUAUUUCUCUAGACGAAGUUCCUCGAUCAUCAUAUGCCAAAGAAACUCCAUUGGAAGCAUCGAAAGAAAGCAAGAUUAUUUCGGUGAACAUUGUUCAUCCAUCAUCAAAAUGGAGAGAGAAUCCUGUCAAAAUUUCAGAUGAGAGAAAGCUUAUUUCUCUUGCUGAUUUCCUUCCGUCAUCAAAUGGAGCAGAAACUCCUGUUCAAGGAUUGAAAGAGAGAUGUAUAGCCAGAGAAGUGGAAGAUUGGCAGGCAUAUGUUAUGGAUUGUGAGGAUCUCAGCAAGGCAGAAAGUCAGCCAGCUAGAAGAACUGACACAGCUUCAGAAAUAAACCCUAUUUCAGAUGAAAAUGGUCAGCAAUUUGUAAACUUAACGGAUCUCAGUGAUGCUUAUAAGCUAGCUGUUGGCAAUAGGGGAAGGCAGUUGUCUGGUGUUCUUGCUGAAAAAAGGAUUGGGAAGGAUUCUUCAAGAUUUAGCGAAGAGUUGAAGCUUUUACUUUCACAGCUCUCCACUUCUAGAGACCAGUCAAUGAAUGCUAUGAGUCCUAGAGUCCCUCUUAGUCCUAAAUUAUCAUCAAACAGUGAUGAAUUGAGGACUUCUGAUGCUUCUAGUGUCUUAGGAAUGCAUAUUCUUCAAAAGCGAAUCACACUUGAAAGAAAUGAAUCUUGCCUAUCUUUGGAUGGAAGUAUUGUCAGUGAAAUUGAAGGUGAAAGUGCCGUUGAUCGGUUAAAACGGCAGGUUGAGCAUGAUAAAAAACUGCUGAGUGCAUUGUACAAGGAAUUGGAGGAAGAAAGGAAUGCAUCCACAAUUGCUGCAAAUCAAGCUAUGGCCAUGAUUACUAGACUACAGGAGGAGAAGGCAACACUCCACAUGGAAGCUCUGCAAUACCUAAGAAUGAUGGAGGAGCAAUCUGAGUAUGAUAAGGAGGCCCUGCAAAAAAAGAAUGACCUUCUCACAGAGAAGGAGAAAGAGGUCCAAGAUCUAGAAGAGGAGCUUGAGUUUUAUAGGAGUAAGUUCCCCGAUGAAUCAAUCUUUCAGACACCGAUUUCUGAUAGAAAGGAAACAGGUUCAAGUGUGGAUCAUUCAGAAGCUGGCUGGAUAGAAGAUAGCACAACCACCGAUAGAAACUCGGUUACAGAAAAACCUAAUGUCUGUCAUAAAGUUGAAGCAACGAAUAUGUCACUUGGGGGUAAGAAUAUCGUUACUGUGAAUAGUUCUUUGUUAGAGUUUGAAGAUGAAAGGUCAUAUAUUACACAAAGUUUGAAGAGGUUGAAAAGGAAGCUUUAUCUGUUAUCUAACAAUGGGCUAAGCUUAGACUUGAUCAACGGUGAACAUUCUGAAGGAGAAAAAGGAAAUGACUUGAGGGAGCUGAAUAACAAAGUGGGUGUCGAACAGAACAUUGGGGCAGAAAAUAAUGAAUUAUCAGUGACUGAUAGAAGAAGCGAGCCUGUUCAAGGACAUGUUUCUGCACUUGAGAAAUUUUUCAAUGGUAACGAGAACAAUGAGGUUUUUUAUAGCGGGGAAAGCUCUCCUAUGCCCCCUCGAGAAAUUGAUCUAGACUCUCUCGUGAAUGAAGUUUCUGAUAUAAGUGAGAGGUUGGAAGCUCUUGAGGCAGACCGGAAUUUACUGGAGCACAUCGUUAACUCAAUCAGAUAUGAUGAGGAAGGGCUUCAUUUUAUUAAGGAGAUAGCUUCUCACCUGAAAGAAAUACGAAAGAUCGGGUUACCGAAAAGGGAGCCGGAGCAAAUCACUGCUUAAGGCUGUUGUAUAAAAACCAUGACAAAUGUGCUUCGUUAUGCAAAAAGACAUUGAUGCGCAGGAAAGUAUAGAAAAUUUGCCAAACCUGGCAAUGAAGAUUGCAAUCAAGUGUACAGUAUCACAAGCUUGUUCGUUUUCUCUUUGGACAGAAACCAUAGGAUUGAAUAUCAAAUGGUGUCAUCCCUCACUAUUCCUUGGCUUGCAGUCAUCACAAAUUCAGUGAUAUUAAUACCAUUUUCCUUGCCCCCUUCAGACCUGCGUUUGGAGGGGGUUUUCUUCUUUA